CCGAGGGCGGGAGGCGGCGGUGGCGGCCCCGAUGCGGGCAGGGCGCUGCUCGGUGUCGUCGGGACGGCGGCGCGUUGCUCCUCGUGCCUCGCGUGCGCUCGGGCCGCAGCCGCCGGGCGCUCCGUCUGCUGCCGUCCGUUCGCUGGAGGUGCGCGCGGAGCUGCGUGCCGGCGCGAGCUUUGCUCAGCCUUCUGGGAGCUGCGCGGAGCAGAGCCGCAUCGCGCGGGCACCGCGGUGAUGGAGGAAUUAAGCCUGAAAUCCCCGAACCUGUGCUGAGUUACUGAGGACUGACGCCGGAGGCCUCACACUUUUACUUCUCACGUACCACGUUCAGCAUGCUGCUGUUCUGUCACUCGCUGCUUGGAGCCUUUCUUCCACUCUUCCUCCUUUCAGGGAAUUGGGUUUCAGCAAGGAACAUCAACUUUUACAAUGUGAGACCUCCACUGGACCCCACUCCAUUUCCAAACAGUUUUAAGUGCUUUACCUGUGAUAAUGCAGUGGACAAUUACAACUGUAACAGAUGGGCUGAAGAUCGGUGGUGUCCUGAAAGUACACAGUACUGCCUGACAGUUCAUCUCUUCACAGACCAUGGGAAGAGCACAUCGGUCACCAAAAAAUGUGCUACUGGGGAUGAGUGCCAUUUUGUAGGCUGCCAUCAUCACAGGGAAAGCGGUCACACAGAAUGUGUUUCUUGCUGUGAAGGCAUGAUUUGCAACGUGGAGAUCCCAACCAAUCACACAAACGCAGUGUUUGCCGUGCUGCACGCGCGGAGGACGUCGGACGGCAGCCGGCGGACGGUCAGCACUGCAGUGCUCAUGGCAGUCGUGGCAGUCGCACUGUCGUGAUGCAGCAUCCUCCCAUUGCACCACUUGCCUUUGUGGGCCCUUGGAAAUUGUAAGGAGCUCAGCACGCUCAAGGAGAAACCACCAAGACUUCUCGAUUACAUAAAAUGUGAGAGGACGGUGGGAAGAUGCAUCAUGCAGUCCUUGGGUUCUAAUGAAGAUAUUUCAAAUGGUCCGCAGUAUUUAAAGAAGAAGAACAAAACAUGCACACAGAAAAAGCACAACAGGAAACCCAAUGGUGGCUGGGCAGUGAGGCAGAAUCAAGUUGUUACGACUCCCUCUUGUAUGAUGAAAAUGCACGUGUGGUUUGUGUGUUUUUGAACAAAGAAAAGGGGAUUCUGUAGGCAAUCAGGUGAGAUAAAGGGAAGCUCUCAGUGGACCAUGUGCCAAUUUGUGUUUUAAUAGAAAGUGUUUUAAGCUGUUUAUCACUAUGCAUGAAUAACACGAGCUGUAAGCUGUAUGUAAGCUUAUCGUUAGUUAUGGUUUUUCAUAGUUAUGGUUUUCAUAUGAAAGGAGUUUUUCUGUUCUGAUCAGAGCUAUAAUUUCUAUGAGAAAUAAAAUAAUACUUUAUGCCUCUCUUUCCUAUAAGAUGUCUUGCACUGGAAUUAUAAAGCAAUAUGAAAUUAGGUAGAGUUUCUAUCUGAAAAGGAUGAGCUGGUUGAGCACCUAACUCAGAGUUCAUUACUGUCCUCAGUGGCAGUAUUUUCUUACAGUAAGGUCCCACCUCAAGUGCUCACCUCAGCUUCUGAGUCCUUCUCUUUGUUAUAUUGGCAUGGCAGUAACGCCACAGAUUUCAAAUUGUGGCUGCAGUUGAGCAGUUACUUUACCAUAAAAAUGGCAAGCGAGCCUUUGUAUAAAUAAGGAGAGAACUCUACCAUGUGUUCUCUUUGGUCUACAGAAGAUUUUCCCACAAAUGCUACUCUCCUUGAUGGAUCAGAAGUCAGCAACUGGAUAUCCCAUGCCUCUGGACAUAGCUUUAUCUAGCACUUGAAAAGUUUGGGCCAUACUCUGUUCCUUUUUUUACAGUAUUACAGUGAUUAAUGUCGUUUAUAUGCCCAGCUUUGACUAUUUGAAUCCCUGUCAUACAGAUGACAGUUCAUCAAUUAGAUGAAGAGCUGCAAACAUCUCAGUAAAGUGAGAUGUACUGGAACCUUUGUUUCCUUCUGUGAAGCCUGAUGCAGACCAUCACUCCCAGGCUGCUCCAGUGAGCUCCCACCCCUUCCAGCUGCACAGACUGUCCUGAGUAUGGUCCACAAUAAGUCAGAUGUACAGAUACUUCAUUAAUGCUCUAGCUUAUUUAUGUUCUUUGCACUGCAAACUCACUGAUGGUACAGGCCAGCAGGUACUGAUUUCGGACUGUUAUCAGGAUAGUUUUAUAUGAUCAUGAAUCUAACAUUUCAGCUGUUCCUCUUUGCCAAAUUGAAUUUCUUCGAACUCUCCCUUCUCCAGCAACCCAAUAUUUCAGCUCAGCUAAGGAUUUCAGUGGAACAGGUUGCCCAAGGAGGCUGUGGAUGCCCCAUCCCUGCAGGCAUUCAAGGCCAGGCUGGAUGUGGCUCUGGGCAGCCUGGUCUGCUGGUUGGUGACCUGCACACAGCAGGGGGUUGGAACUGGGUGAGCACUGUGGGCCUUUGCAACCCAGGCCAUUCUAUGAUUCAUGAUUUGACCCUGCAAGGUUGGAGAAUUGCAUUUCUUUUCUUUCUGUAAAUAAAAUUGUGAUUCACUUAUGAGUGUGUCUCUGUGAUUGUUCUGUGAUCUUUUCCAGUGGCUCAGCCAAAAUGAGAGGGGUUGAAAAUGACAAUAAAUUGUUGCAGUGUCUUUCAGAGAUGAGGUUUCUGAAAAGCUUUACUUUGCCAAGAGAUUCAGAAGUGAUCUCUAAAAUGUUAAAAUAACCCUAGAAAUUGGGGAUUUUAAACAUUGACAUUGUCUCAAGUCACUGGGCCAUCCAACAUGCCAAGCUGCCAGGGAUGAUUUUGGACACGUUUCCUUUGUUCAAAGCUCAUCCCUGGGUAAUGACACACCUACAGCACUAAUCUUGGGCUCAGACAUAGCUACAGUCAUAGUUAGAAUUGAUGUUUAGUGAUGAAAACCAACAUGCUUUUUCCUACAUGACCCACAGGGUUCAUGAACUUUUCUCCCAUGGAAAAAUCAUCCCAGAUUUGCUCUGUGCUCCUGAGGGAGUUCCUCAGUCGAGCAUGAUGGUUGGGACCAUGGAUCUCUCUGUGGUGUUUUCUUUGAGCACCAGGUACUUCCAUAACUUUGCUUCUGUGAACAAUUAUGGCAAUCAUCAUGAGGAAUUAAAGUGGCUCAGUAGCCUUAUAUGAGUUUACUGUAAAUACUUGCUCUGCAAAUGCCAUUUUGGAGCAUUCAGGAGUGCCAGGAAGCCCCUGGAAAGCAGCCCAGAGGGGGGCUCUGGCACAGAGAAAUGACUUUCAGGUUCUCUGCAGCUGCCAAAAGGGGAUGUGUGUGCAUCUCUGCUCAUCUUUUUCUUGGUUGAACUGAUUUUUUUUAUUCUCUUUGUCACAUUGAAAAUAUAAGAAUUCUGCACAUCAUGUAUGCA
This is a messenger RNA of Lagopus muta (rock ptarmigan), 3399 nucleotides long. RefSeq names its product LY6/PLAUR domain containing 6B (gene LYPD6B). Gene Ontology annotation, molecular function: acetylcholine receptor regulator activity. The transcript has 5 exons. Bases 336 to 845 code for a protein of 169 amino acids. The record is from RefSeq and is a predicted model, not a curated record. Lineage: Eukaryota; Metazoa; Chordata; Aves; Galliformes; Phasianidae.